AUGGCGCCUAUCAACAAGUCGACCAACAAGACCCUGCGUCGCAGCUCGAGAGUUGCAAAGAGAGACGAGGCUGCCAACGAUAUCAAGGACGAUCAUGAGUCUCCCUCCAUCGACAGCAACAAGUUUAACAACAUGAUUAAGGGCAAGGGCAAGGCCCUGCCCAAGUCUGUCAAAAUCAAAAAGACUACGAUCAAGAAGGCCCCUGUCGGCAACAAGGCACUCAACCAGAAAGGCACAGUCACCAAUAAGACCAAUCCCGCCAAAAAAAAACACGGCCCUACUAGAAGUUCUGCUCGUCUGCAGCAAAGAUCCGCCAACGCGCCCCCUACCAAUGAGAUACUCAUCAUCUCCGAACCCAACAACGACGAGCCCAACGAGGCCAAUAAUACACACUCUCCCUCCGAGGAUCUCACCCUCACAGAAGAGCAAAGAGCCUUCACGAUUCGCCGCCCCACCAUUCACCGCGCCCACGCCGCCAUCAGAUCCGGCGCCAUCGCCAAUGGAAAUUUCUUCUUCGCCCUUCCUGAAGAUCACCCCCUCAGAACCACACCCGUUGCUGGUGAAGAUGUUAGUCCAGACGUUAUGCCUGCCGCGCCCCCUAGGAUCAUGAAUUCAAUGCCAGGUUUCAGAGAAACGAGAGUAAUACUCCUGAGUGGCAUAUGA
Aureobasidium subglaciale EXF-2481 is the source of this 663-nucleotide messenger RNA. RefSeq lists its product as uncharacterized. The transcript is spliced from 2 exons. The record is from RefSeq and is a predicted model, not a curated record. Bases 1 to 663 code for a protein of 220 amino acids. Lineage: Eukaryota; Fungi; Ascomycota; Dothideomycetes; Dothideales; Saccotheciaceae.